Messenger RNA from Aspergillus niger, 990 nucleotides. RefSeq lists its product as uncharacterized. Gene Ontology annotation, cellular component: cytoplasm. The transcript has 2 exons. The coding region runs from base 1 to 990 and encodes 329 amino acids. The record is from RefSeq and is a predicted model, not a curated record. Lineage: Eukaryota; Fungi; Ascomycota; Eurotiomycetes; Eurotiales; Aspergillaceae.
AUGACUGUCACUCUCGUCAAUAAAGCCAUCGGCCCGAUCGGGUUUGGUCUUAUGGGCCUUACCUGGCGUGCCAACCCCACCCCAUACGACGAGGCCGUCAAAGUCAUGAAGCGCGCUCUCGACCUCGGGGCUAAUUUCUGGAAUGCCGGGGAAUUCUACGGUCCUCCCCAUGCCAACUCCCUGCAGCUAUUGGACUACUACUUCACCAAAUAUCCCGAAGAUAGCAGCAAAGUAGUCCUCAGUGUCAAGGGCGGUCUGGGCCCCAAAGGUCCCGACGGCACCACCGAAGGCAUCCGCGCCAGUAUUGAUAACUGCCUGAAGCUUCUCAACGGCAAAGUGUUUAUUAGUAUCUUUGAGCCGGCGCGGGUCGAUCCCAACACUCCUAUUGAAACCACCAUCAGCGCAAUAGCCGACUACGUUAAGGCCGGGAAGAUCGGCGGCAUCGGCAUCAGUGAAUGUAGUGAGCAGACAGUGGGUCGGGCUCAUGCCAUACAUCCUUUGGCUGCUGUGGAGGUUGAGUUGUCCUUAUUUUCCACAGAUCCUUUGGAGAACGGAGUUGCUGCUGCCUGUAAGGAGCUCAAUAUUCCUCUGGUAGCAUACUCCCCUUUGUCCAGAGGAUGGUUGACAGGACAACUACGCUCGUUGGAUGAUCUGCCUGCCGAUGACUCUCGGCGCAACUAUCCUCGAUUCCAGCCAGAUGUGUUCCACUUGAAUUUAAAGUUGGUGGAGCAGUUGGAGCAGAUUGCUAGGAAGAAGAAGGCUACUUUAGCGCAGACGGCUAUUUCCUGGGUAAGGGCUCAGAAUAAGCUACCCGGCAAUCCCGUGAUUAUUCCCAUCCCCGGAUGCACUACAGUCGAGAGGGUGGAGGAGAAUAUGGCCGAUGUAGAGUUGUCGGAGUCCGAGCUGAAGGAGAUUGCUGCUAUCCUGAAGGAAAUCCCGGUCCACGGUGAUCGGUAUGGGGGAGUGCUCGCGCGGCUCAUGAAUCUGUAA